Molecule: messenger RNA, 942 nt
Organism: Argiope bruennichi
Lineage: Eukaryota; Metazoa; Arthropoda; Arachnida; Araneae; Araneidae
Product: COMM domain-containing protein 8-like
Exons: 5
Coding region: 292-846 (184 amino acids)
Source: RefSeq, a predicted model, not a curated record
CUGAGGAUGGUUGCCCGAAUUAUGGCAGUAUCUGCAGGGCGGCGGGCCAUGGAAAUGGAAAUAGGGCUUUAACUACGCUAUAUUAGUUCAGUUUUUAUGAUUGGCAACACUAUUUUGGCAAAUUGUUUGUUUACAGUUGAAUUGAAAUUUAUGAAACGCCUAUAUCUGAAAAUAUAAAUAAAUCUUUUAUCUCAUAAAAUAUCAUUCUUUUUCAUCAGUCAGAGUAAUUAAUAUCAAACGUAAGUCUCGCAUACCUGGAUAAAACUGUGUUUGAAAUGCUGUCAUAGCGGCAUGGCUAAUACCGAAUUAAUGGAGGAAAUGUUUUUCAAAUUAUUUAUUAAAUGCCCAAAGGAUAAGUUGAAAAUGUUGAUUCAUCAUUUAAUUGAUGUUUUUUGCGGCCAGAAAGGAGUUCUUUACGAAUCUUUUUCCCAUGUAUGGACUUUACUUGAGUGGUGGGAUUUAAUACGUGGAAGUGAGAAAAUUUUUCUCAUGUAUUACAGCACAUCAGAAAAACUCCCAGAGUUUUCCUCUCUGCCUCAAGAAUUUCAGCUUGCUUUGAAUAAUUGUUUAAGCAUAAGAUCUCUUGAUAUAAAAAAUAGACUUAUUGAAAGGACUCAUGAAAUUUCACCAGCCUAUCUGCAUAAUUUUGAUUGGAAACUAAAGCUAACUCUUUCCAGUGACAAAAUGGCUCAAAUUAAUGAACCUCGUUUGUUGCUAAAUCUGGAUAUUUCUGGUGAAAGAGAAAAGUCUUUGUCUUUAGAUUUAUCAAAAGAGGAAUUAAAAAUGCUCAUUGAAUCGAUGGAGAAAGCGAACAAAGUAUUGCAAGAUUUUAUCAUUAAUGAUUAAAUGACAAAGCUUGGAGAUUAGAAAAAGGGAAAAAAAGAAAAAAGAUAUACUGUUAUCCUUGUUGAAACUUACAUUAAUAAAAGAUUGUUAUGACAA